Molecule: messenger RNA, 1153 nt
Organism: Macroventuria anomochaeta
Lineage: Eukaryota; Fungi; Ascomycota; Dothideomycetes; Pleosporales; Didymellaceae
Product: WD40 repeat-like protein
Exons: 2
Coding region: 6-1037 (343 amino acids)
Biological process (GO): mitotic spindle assembly checkpoint signaling
Cellular component (GO): mitotic checkpoint complex; kinetochore; bub1-bub3 complex
Molecular function (GO): ubiquitin binding
Source: RefSeq, a predicted model, not a curated record
CCAACAUGUCCAGCCAAUUUGAGCUCGCACAGAACCCUACCGAGCCCAUAUCGUCCGUCACAUUCUCGCCGCGCACACCGACGCGAUUGUUGGUAUCUUCGUGGGACAGACAUGUUUACCUCUACGACACACACGGCGAGCCUGGCGGCAAGCUGCUGCAGAAAUUCGAGCACCGCGCGCCAGUGUUAGACGUGUGCUUUGGUCGUGACGACAACGAAGCCUUCAGCGCAGGGCUCGACUGGGAAGUGAGAAGAAUCGACCUGUCCAGCGGCGCGCAAACAGUCCUCUCCACCCACUCCCAAGGCGUCCGUAACAUCCUCUACUCUGCCCCACACAACCUCCUCAUCUCCGCAUCAUGGGACGCAACCCUGCACUUGCACGACCUCUCCAACCCCGGCGACUUCUCCUCCAUUAGCCUGCCGUCCAAACCCUUCUCCCUCACCGCGUCCCCCACAAAACUCGUUGUCGCAAUGGCCAGCCGCGCAGUGAACAUCUACGAGCUCAGCGCGUUAUCGAGCGCCGCAAAGCAGGGUGGCGGAGAAACAGUAAACGUCGAGCCCUGGCAGCGGAGAGAGAGCUCAAUGAAGUACAUGACGCGCGCGGUCGCGUGCAUGCCGAAUGAUGCUGGGUACUCGAGCUCGAGCAUUGAGGGACGUGUAGCGGUCGAGUGGUUCGAUCCGAGUGAGGAGAGCCAGGCUAGGAAGUACGCGUUCAAGUGCCAUCGUCAGAAUGUGGAUGGGCAGGAUGUCGUGUACCCGGUCAAUGCGCUGGCAUACCACCCUGUACACGGGACAUUUGCGACAGGUGGUGGUGACGGCGUUGUAGCGUUGUGGGAUGCAGUUGCAAAGAGGAGGAUAAGACAGUACCAGAAGUUCCCCGCGAGCGUACAGACGAUCGAGUUCUCAGCUGACGGAAAGUUCAUGGCCGUUGGUGUCAGCCCAGGAUUCGAGGAUGGUGUGGACGAUGUACCAGAUGGUGUCAUCAAGGUAUUCAUUAGGGAGCUCAGCGAUACAGAGGCGCAGGGCAAGAAGAAAUAGAGGAUAUCAGUAUGGAUGGGAUGGAGUAUGGCGUUCACGUGGCAUGGCCAUGAAUGGAAGAGACAUUUGUAUGUUGCAUACCCAGAGCUGACACGGAAGGUUACACAAUACAACAU